AUGGUUCAAGAGAAUAGUUCAUCACAGGAUAAUUGGAUGGUGCAAAGUAAAAAACAUAUAUACCGACGAACAAUCUGGCUUCCAAUCAGAAAGUCGCCUCCAAACAAGAAUCCUUUCAUUGGUGAAGAUUUAAGAUUGACAGUUGCAGCGCCUAAUCGUCCUGCACUGGUCAUUUUCGUAGACUUCUUAUCAGCUUUUGACCGCAUGUGGUUUCCAGCACUAAUUACUCAUUUACAAGAUCUCGAUAUGGCACUACCUCAUAUUCAUUCGAUUCUUUCAUGGCUGCAGAAUCGUUCUUUUUCAAUACAUUUCGGUAAAGACUCAUCGAAGAACAUUAAAAGGUUUGGUUUGUGA
Rotaria socialis is the source of this 354-nucleotide messenger RNA. NCBI's taxonomy places the organism in Eukaryota, Metazoa, Rotifera, Eurotatoria, Philodinida, Philodinidae. The record is from the annotation of a GenBank genome assembly.